GGCGCGCAGGGAUUUGGGGGCAAAGCGCGGCCCCGAGAGCAGCUGCGGCGGGAGAGCGGCGGGCCGAGAGCGUGACUCGCCCGCCCGGCGCUGCUGCUGCCCCGCCGCCCGCCGCGCGCAGCCAUGUCCGAGGAGAAGCCCAAGGAGGGGGUGAAGACGGAGAAUGACCACAUCAACCUGAAGGUGGCCGGGCAGGACGGCUCCGUGGUCCAGUUCAAGAUCAAGAGACACACGCCGCUCAGCAAGCUGAUGAAGGCCUACUGCGAGCGCCAGGGCUUGUCGAUGAGGCAGAUUCGGUUCAGGUUUGACGGACAGCCGAUCAAUGAAGCAGACACCCCAGCACAGCUGGAGAUGGAGGACGAGGACACCAUCGACGUGUUCCAGCAGCAGACGGGGGGCUCGAGGCGGGCCGGCUGCCUCUCGGGGUGCCGCCUCUAGAGGGACUGUCCCCGGGUCACCGCGCCUGGUUGCUGUUGAAUGGUGAAGCGUGACCACGCCGACCAGGAAGGAGGCUGCAGACACCCGGGGACCUUCAGCCAAGGGCUCUCCUCGGUGACACGCGUCGAGCGCGGCUCCGCUCGCCCGUCUCGGCGGGUACCUUUGUUCGGGUAAAAUGCAGCGCCAGGGCUUUGGGGUUGGCUUUUCCUUUCAUUUUUGGUUUUUCUUCCUCUGAUACCGUUUCCUUCAAACCCGAGGCCUGACCGUCCACCCCGGGCGCCGGCCCCUUGUCCCAAUCAUGCAGCGAGCUCCCCGCCCGCCCCGGCUGCGCUGCGCCUGGGGCCGCGCUUCGGGGGCACAGCUGGGGUGGGAGACAGACGCCUUUCUUGUGAGCACAGGACUUUUCAAUGCUAAAUGUUACACAGGGAAGCUUUGACAGAAUAGAGUCGAGUUGCAGGGGAAACACUGGAAUGUUUCUUAAAAGGUAAGAAGUUUUUCAGGGACGUGGCCCCGGGGGGCCUGGGGCCCAGGCCCCACCACGGCCCACCGCCCACGGCCCAGCGCCGCUGCCCGGGCACAGCUUGGUGCAGAGAAAAUUGGCUUUCCCCCUUUUCUGAGUUAGAAGGAAGUCAUUCCCACAUUUCUCACGGGUCAUAGUGCCAGGGCCUCAGAUUUCUUCUGGUGUUUUCUUCUGAUGAGUAAUGAUGGUCUGUACAUAAAAAGGAAGAUGAACAUCGCUGGGUUUGCGGUUGGGUUUUUGCGUAAAGGAGCCGCUUCCAAGGGCGGCCGCAGGCGAAGACGCCGCGGGGGCCUGGCGGCUGCGCCCCGCUCGCCCGGUCGGUGUGCAGCGUGCGCUCUGAGCUCAGCAGCUGGGGUGGGCCCCGUCCUGCUGGGACGGUCCUCCCGGCCUUCCGUGCGGACCCGCUGCUGCCCGCCGGCCCGGGCCUCCGCUGCCCGUCGGGUCCCCCGGCCGCCGCCGCCCCCGCCGCCUCUCGCUUGCCCGCCGUCUUGCUGAAGGUGUCUGCGUCCCCUUGGCGUUUUGCUCUUCGGGCGCCAGGGGGAUGUCUCCGCCCCCGUUUGUCCAUCUCUCGUGUCCCUCACCACUGUCGCAGUAAAUACAGUUUGGGAUUCUGUCGUG
Phacochoerus africanus (Common warthog) is the source of this 1576-nucleotide messenger RNA. It is a transcript of the gene SUMO3, whose product is annotated as small ubiquitin like modifier 3. Gene Ontology annotation, molecular function: protein tag activity; ubiquitin-like protein ligase binding. The record is from RefSeq and is a predicted model, not a curated record. The transcript has 4 exons. Gene Ontology annotation, cellular component: nucleus. Bases 124 to 438 code for a protein of 104 amino acids. Lineage: Eukaryota; Metazoa; Chordata; Mammalia; Artiodactyla; Suidae. Gene Ontology annotation, biological process: protein sumoylation.